AUGGACUCGAUGGUGGAGAUGAUCGAAAAGUACACGGCCAAGCUGGAAAAAGACAUCAACGAACGGAACGCCGAGCUGGCCGCCGAGAAGAAAAAGACGGAACAACUGUUGAGGAUGAUGUUACCACCCGUUGUCGCUGACAAUCUUAAAAACGGGACAGCCGUGCAGGCCGAAUCUUUCUCGUCUGUGACGGUCUACUUCUCGGAUUGCGUUGGAUUUACGGACUUGUCGGCCGCGUCUAAGCCGAUAGAGAUUGUCCAAUUCCUCAACGACCUCUACACUUGCUUCGAUCAGGUCAUCGAGCGAUUUGAUGUUUACAAGGUCGAAACCAUCGCCGAUGCCUACAUGGUCGCCUCCGGUCUCCCGAUCCCGAAUGGUCAGCAUCACGCUGGAGAAGUGGCGUCCAUGGCGCUGGCGCUGCUCAGGGCCGUCAAGACCUUCGAAAUUCGACAUCGCCCCGGUGAGAAAGUGAACCUACGAAUCGGAAUCCAUUCGGGACCCUGCGUGGCUGGGGUUGUCGGCCUAAAAAUGCCGCGCUACUGCCUCUUCGGGGAUACCGUAAACACCGCGUCCCGGAUGGAAAGUAACGGAAUCCCGCUUCGCAUCAACUGCUCGCAGUCAUCGAAAGACGUGCUCGAGCAGCUCGGCGGGUAUACCAUUGAGAAUCGCGGACUCGUGGAGAUGAAGGGAAAAGGGCUCCAGAUGACGUACUUUGUGACCACCGAGGAUCCCUCGAAGCGGAGGGAUCGGCUGAAUAGGGACAAGGUCAAAUUCCCAACCCUCCGAAACCCAGCCGAAGCCAUCGAGAAAGAGCUACAAGCCCUCCAGCAACAACGAUCCCAACCGCAGCCCACUAAUCCGCCGACCAAUCGGGCG
Mesorhabditis spiculigera is the source of this 876-nucleotide messenger RNA. Lineage: Eukaryota; Metazoa; Nematoda; Chromadorea; Rhabditida; Rhabditidae. The record is from the annotation of a GenBank genome assembly.